AUGCCGCAAACCACUCUCAACACCCUUCGCGGCGUCGCCGCCGCCGGUGGUGCCUCGCGCAUGGCCACCCGCCAGCUCCGCGCUCCCGUCUCUCGUGCCUUUUCCUCCUCUGCCCGUAACCAGUCUGUUCGCCUCGCUGCGCGCGCUCUCAGGAAACCCUCCGCCCUUUCCAGCGCCCUCAGGACGCAAGCCGUCGCUAAGCUGCCCGCGAGGCCCUACUCAUCCGAAGCUCCCAAGAGCAAGAGGCCCGGUGCCAUCAGGUUAACUUUUCGAUGGAUUUGGAGGUUAACCUACCUCUCCGUCCUCGGCUACGUUGCUUAUGUCGGCUACGCUGUCUACGAGGACAAGCACCCUCCUGCGCAGUCGCCUCCUGACCCGACAAAGAAGACACUUGUGAUUCUCGGUAGGUCGAUUUCCAGUUCAAUUGAUUCCCAUUACGCCUCUGGUUUGCAGCGCUUGCUCUUUCCCACCUCAUCCGCAGCCUAG
Messenger RNA from Parascedosporium putredinis, 486 nucleotides. Lineage: Eukaryota; Fungi; Ascomycota; Sordariomycetes; Microascales; Microascaceae. The record is from the annotation of a GenBank genome assembly.